AUGGAUAAUGAAGAGAGAGCUCAAUUAGAAACUGGAUACAAAAAAGAGAUGGAAAGCCUAAAGGAGGAUGUAGCAAGGCUUACUAGUCUGCUCGAGCAAGCUUUGAAAUCCAAAUCUGGAGAAGGGACAUCUUCUCAACCAUCGUUCACAGCUCAAUUCCAACCAAUGCCUACAGCUUCCUUCAUUCCGCCAUCAGAACCUCAUGAUGUGGAUCAUUUCCUGCCUGCUCAACCAGCAUUCCCGAUAAGGAUUCCCCAUAUUGUUCCAAGAGAAGAGGAGCCCCAAGGGGAUAGGACGGUGGAAGAGGAUGGUCAGGAGAAACUAGCUGCUUUAGAAGAAAGAAUGAGGGUCAUCGAAGGAAACAAUUUGUAUGACCCGGUAAAAGCUGCCGAAAUGUGUUUAGUGCUUAAUGUGGUUAUUCCCAGGAAAUUCAGAGUACCAGAGUUUGUCAAGUAUACUGGAACUCAAUGCCCAAUAACUCAUCUUAAAGCAUAUUGUAAUAAGAUGGCGGAGGUGGUUCAUGAUGAGAAGUUAUUGAUCCAUUUCUUCCAGGACAGUCUGAGUGAUGCUGCUCUUGCCUGGUAUAUGCGUUUAGAUAACAUUAAGAUUAAAAGUUGGAAGGACUUGGUGGAUGCAUUUAUUAAGCAAUAUAAGUUUAAUAUGGAUAUUGCCCCAGAUAGAUCAAGUCUACAAGCUAUGGAAAAGGGUAAUAAAGAGUCUGUAAGAGAGUAUGCCCAAAGAUGGCGCGAGGCAGCUGCACAAGUUAACCCUCCGUUGCUAGAGAGGGAAAUGACGGGUUUAUUUUCCAACACUUUCAAAGCCCCGUAUUUUGAGUACUUGGUUGGUAGUGCCGCACAAAAUUUUUCUGAUCUGGUUUUCAUAGCUGAAAGGAUCGAACAUGCUAUUCGAGGGGGAAGAAUUGUAGAUCCAAUUGAAAAAAGAGGUUUUGUGGGAAGGAAGAAAGAAUCAGAAAUUCAUAAUGUCGAGAGGGAAGGAAGAGGAAGGAAAGUUUACCAAGACAAUUAUAACUUCAAAACCGUCACACCCACUCCUUCCAUAUCCAACAUAAAGUUUGCUUCACCUACCCAUAACCAAAAUAACCCUGUGAACAACCAAAACAACAAUAUCUAUCGCCCAAGAAGAAAUUUCUUGGAAGAACAAGUACAACUUCCGCCAUUGCCUUUAACUCUCGCUGAAAUGCAUAAAAGGCUCCUAAGCAUCGGCCAAAUAACACUUGUUCCUUUACCCCCUUUACAGCCACCAUUCUCUGCUUGGUAUAAACAUGAUCAAAGAUGUGAAUACCAUGCCGGUGCUCCUGGUCAUAACAUUGAUGGAUGUAUUGCAUUCAAAAGGAAAAUACUCCAACUUAUCAAAGCGGGGUGGAUUUCCUUUGAUGAUUCCCCGAAUGUAAAAUCCAACCCUUUACCAAACCACGCUUCAGGAAGUGGGGAAGUCAAUAGCUUGGAGGUAAAAAAAGAGGGUAAAACAAUGCUGAAAGUCACAAUAAAUAGUUUGUAUGAGAUGUUGAAACAAGCUGGGUAUCUCAAAAUACCAGUCAAUGUGCAAGUUAUAAGAGGCAUGAGCGAAUACUGCAAAUAUCAUCAGCAAUUUGGACACAAUAUAGACUCUUGUGAGGAGUUUAAUUGUGAGGUGGAAAGCAUAAUGACACGUGGGGUGUUGAGAUUAAUGAAACAUGAAGAAGAUGACUUGGUAAGAACAUUGACUGGUUAUGGCAAUAAGGAGGAAGUUUGUCGAUAUCAACCAACUGAAAGGGGUCCCCCUAAAAUGAUCCUAACCAAGCCUUCGAAUACUGCUAGCGGAAAUUAUAAUGCCUUGCCUUAUAAUUAUGGUUAUUCCUUUUGUAGCCCAAGUCUUACCCCAGUCUUCAACGCCGAGGUAGGAGGACUCACUAGAAGUGGGAGAUGCUUUACUCCCGAAGAGUUAGAAAACCAUAAAAAGGAUAAAGGGAAGAAUGUGGUAGAGACGGAGGAAGUUAAUAAGCCAGUAAGUGAUGAAAAAGCUAAUGAGUUUUUGAAAUUGAUGAGGCAUAGUGAAUAUAGUAUGGUGGAACAGCUUAAAAAGACGCCGACUAGGAUUUCCUUGUUGUCACUGAUAUUAAGUUCAGAACUCCAUCGGAAUGCCCUUCAAAAGGUUCUCAACGAGGCAUAUGUUCCUCAAGACAUCACAUAUGAUUCUAUAGAGCAUUUAGUGGGUAGAAUUCAAGCCAUCAACUAUCUUUACUUCACCGAUGAUGAACUUGAUCCUGAGGGGGCUGGCCAUAAUAAGCCGUUGUACAUCACCAUAAAGUGCAAGGAUUGUGUUAUUGCGAAGGUGCUCAUAGAUAAUGGAUCUGCUUUAAAUGUGUUACCAAGAAAUGUGCUGGAUAAAAUGCCUGUUGAUGCUUCUCACAUGAAGCCCAGUACCAUGACUGCUAGAGCAUAUGAUGGGUCACCUGGACCAAUCAUCGGGAAUAUUGAUGUUGAAUUGGUUAUUAGCCCUCAGCCAUUCCAAGUAACGUUGCAAGUAAUGGAUAUCCAUCCAUCAUACAGUAUUUUGUUAGGGAGGCCUUGGAUCCAUGUAGCCCGAGCCGUCACAUCUUCUUUGCAUCAGCGGCUUAAAUUCAUCAUCAAUGGGAAUUUGGUGACAGUGAGAGCUGAGGAAACUCUGUCAGUGAUGAGAAAUAUAUCAGUCCCUUACAUAGAAGUUGACGGAAGUACAGAUGGAAAUCUGCAUGCGUUUGAGGUGGUAAAUGCCGAAUGGGUACCUGAGAAUACAGUACGAAGGAAACCAGAGGUUUCUGAGGCCGCAAGGAUGGCUGCUAAAUAUUUUCUGAAGCACGGACUGCCAUUCCGGUAUGACCCUAUCACAGGAAUGCCUGAGAGGAUCAACGUAAUAAAGAGGAAAUGUGCCGAUCAGAGGUUUGGUUUAGGUUUUAAACCUAGAAAGGAAGAUUUCAAGAGAGCAGCUGAGUUUAAAAGAGAAAGGAGGAUGGCUCGAAUCGAAGGAAGGGAGCCUAAUGAAGACCGAAUCCAGAUCCCUCCAAUCCACAUAACAUUCCCACGACCUGCAUAA
Populus nigra (black poplar) is the source of this 3072-nucleotide messenger RNA. RefSeq lists its product as uncharacterized. The transcript has a single exon. Bases 1 to 3072 code for a protein of 1023 amino acids. NCBI's taxonomy places the organism in Eukaryota, Viridiplantae, Streptophyta, Magnoliopsida, Malpighiales, Salicaceae. The record is from RefSeq and is a predicted model, not a curated record.